UUCGCCCGGUCUAUGGUGUCUGUGCAGCCUCAGUUUACAUCACGAUCAAAACAUUGUAUUGUAUACUACUCCAAGGUAAGUGCCUGCGCUGUGAAUCAUGAACCGGAAAAGAAACCAUGGCUUUAUUGAAACAGGACAGUCAUCUGAACCCCAGAGCGCUUUCAUGGAUAUCACAGGGCCCUUCAAACGAGAUGAUGAAGAUUUCUCUGAGCUCGAAGCAGAUGAGCAGUUGGUGUGCUCGGUGACCGAGAUCACGGAGCACCUCGGCAGGAACAUCACGGUGGUGCUGGAGUCCGCGCUGUCAGAGAUACGCAAACUGGUCAGCGUCCGAAUCCGAGUACUAAAGUUGGAGCUCCGUGAGAAAUGCGACGAGAUAGAGCUGCUUAAGGCCAAACUGGAGUCGACGGAGAAAGACGGAAGAGUGUCUAACUCCGGUUUCCCGGAGUGCAGGAAAACAGAACAUCAACCUGGUCAGAAGUACAGCGCAGACCCGAAGAAGGCCAAACCCGGUAUGCCCGUGGUCAAGAAGGAGAACAUAAACGCAAUCUGCGACUAUUUGAUGAAGGAUAAGAACCAGCGGGGUGGUGCUGAAGUGGAAAGCGACCAGGCUUUUGGGUUAGAUCGGGAGGGCACUGAACCUCAAAAACAUGCAUCUCUGGGCCUGUGGACGGACAGCGGCCACGGAGAUACGGACACGGACAUCUUCAACAUGUCACCCUCCGCCAGUAAACGCAUGUAUGACUAUGAGUGGGUGACAGGUGUGGAGAUCAACUCAACCGAGUUUAAGGGUGACACCGACAUGAAAUAUGAAAAUGUUCCUGUUGUAAGGGAAGGUGAUUUAAAUGAAGGUUCUGAAGGCGGUAGAGGACAUGAGGCAGUGUCUGACUCAAACUCCUCUCAGUUUCCUUUGGACACUCAGGGCUCCCUACGAGAAGACGGGAGCAGCCCAGCGGAGGACAACGUGGACAGAAUAGUGCCAGGUCAGCAAUUCUCCAUUCACACUUUCAUUUGUCCUUUCUGUGGAACUCUCUGCCCCGACUCAUCGUUCCUGGAGGAACACAUAAAGCUCACGCACCAUGACGAGAGAACCCAGGAUCUGCCGUCACCUCUGGGAACUGCCUCCUCUCGUGGAAAUAUUGAUUCGGGUGAGGCAGGGGGAGCCCUGGGGUGCCCUGAAAGACCUGUUGUAAGGGGGGGAGUUGUGAAAAAAUUGGAAGGUGGUUAUGAAUGUGACGACUGUGGCCGCCAUUUCAACUAUUUGGGCAACUUGCGACAGCACCAGCGGAUCCACACUGGCGAGAAACCGUUUGUCUGCCCCGAGUGCGGUGAACGUUUCCGUCAUGCCGCACGUCUCAAGAGUCACCGUCUUAGCCACAGUGGGGCACAGAGCCCUUUUCCUUGCCCUCAGUGCGGUAAAGGCUUCCCGGUCCUGUCUGGACUCAAGCGUCACCAGCGUGUACAUACUGGAGAAAGCCCAUAUGCUUGUCCCCAGUGCGGGCGCAGAUUUAAGGAGCUGGGCAAUUUAUAUACGCACAUGCGCAUUCACAGCGGGGCCACGCCCUAUUCAUGCUAUCAGUGUGGGCGGAGUUUUAGACAUUUAGGGACAUACAAGAGCCAUCGCUGUAUGCCUGCUACUCAGUUACCCAGUGGGCAUAGUCCAGCAUGGGCACAGGAGGACAAGGUGCAAACUGGGUAAAACCAAGUCACACAAAUUUAAAGAUAUGUUCAUAAAGUGGCAACCUCAACGGCUAGUUUAGGUUGAGUUUUACUGGCAAGACAGCAAGACAGCUGUCAACAGAUGUGAGUGGUUUCAUGUGUGAUCUUAUAGAUAGAAUGGGCCUGUAGCAAGGAAAUCUUAGUACGGUCACUUUCCAGUCUGCUAUGUUGUUUCAUCAACCACUAACAAGAUAUUUAGGUACAUCUUGAAGCUGGGUGGAUAAACCUUCUUAUGUUAGUCAACAUUCUUUUCAGCAAUAUCUUGCUGCCCAUUAGAUGUUUUUUUUUUUACAAUAAUAUGAGUACGUAUUUCAAACAUGAAAGGUUCAAAGUGUUAAUACAUCAGAUUUUAGAAUUCCACUAAACUAAUAUUGUUAUGUUCACUGUCCCUCAUCUCACACCUGGGGCCUGUUGCAUAAACAUAGCCAUGACACUAACUUAGAACAUUAAUAGUGUAUAAGUCAGUGAGUUUCACGACCCAUCAAAGAUGUACACAAAAUAAAUCUUUAGUGAAUUUUAUUGGUCUUUGAAAACUCAUCCACUUCUUAUUGUCUUUUUUUUUAUAUUUGCUACUGUAUAGUAGAGGUCUUCACGGAGGACCCGUGACCCGACCAGGACCCGUACGGGUUUGGGUCUAUGGUUUAACUGGUUAGCCUUAAAUUUAACUGGUUAUAUCUUAUAUUGUUGUUUAGACUCGGCUCAGAGCACAUAGAUAAUAGAAAAGUAAUGCUGCUCGUUCAAUCGGCAAGAAAGAAAUAACAUGGAUACCACAUUUGCAAUGAGGAUUGCAUCACAAUCCGGUAAAAGGAAGUAACGUUAGUAGGUAAGACAUUUACAUUUAGUCAUUUAGCAGACGCUUUUAUCCAAAGCGACUUACAAGUGGGGUAGGUAAUGGAAGCAGUUGGGACAGCACAAGUACAACAAAAGCAUAAGUGCAAUCAAAAAGAAGACUGGUCUCAUAUAGCCUAACACAGAUACAGAAUCAUUCAUUCAUUCUUUUUUUUUAUGGGUAGAGUAGAGAAGAAAAUAGAGUCAGAACAUAUCAGUAAGAUGUUGGCGGAAGAGAUGUGUUUUCAGGUGUUUCUUAAAGAUGGCUACAGAAUCUGCAGCUCUUGUAGCAGCAGGCAGAUCAUUUCACAUAGGUGGAACAGAUCCGGAGAAGGUGCGCGAGAGAGAUUUUUUACCUUUGUUGGAUGGCACCACAAGACGCCGUUCAUUUGCAGAGCGUAGGGAUCUGGCGGGUACAUAUGUCUGUAUUAGGGAGUGAAGAUAAGGUGGUGCCAAACCAGUGGUGGUCUUGUAGGCCAGGAGCAGAGUCUUAAAUUUGAUGCGAAGACAAAAACUAUUAUUUUUGUAACCUAUUCACUGACUAAACAGCAAUUUGCUAUGGAAUUUGUGCUGAUUGGAUCCAGGGUCUGUCUCUCUGGCCAGGUUCGGUUCUAACUUUAAAACAAUAGUCGGUUGUGGGUUGUACAUUUUUGGCAUUUCUUGGGUCUUAACGGGUUUGGGUCCAACUUUCAAAAUAUUGGACGGGUCCAAGUUGGGUCUGUGUAGCACAAUCAAGGGUCUCUUCGAGUUCGGGUCCACAUUUUUAGACCCAUGAAGACCUCUAUUGUAUAGGACAAUAAAUAGUCAGGCCAUUUUUUUUAUCUAGAGCAGAUGACAUUUUAUUGGUUUCCAUGACAACAUAGAUCUUAACAAAAAUUUAAAAGCCUGGGGGGCAUCAGUCUUAACUUUUUGUCUUAAAUUAGACCCAUGUAAGAUUUUACGCAGCUGACUUAAAAAGUAAACACUAGUCAUGACAGAAAAAAUAGACAAUUAACUUGUAGGACUAGUCCCGAUUCAAUUAAUCAGCUCAUCAGUAGAGCCUGUCAAACUGGUUUAUCAGUUAAGCUUUGUGUUUAUUUGGCUGUUUUUGUUAGUCCUUUAUGCAAUUGACAUAGGGUGUUCAAGACGUUAUUUAAACUGUAUUCCAGGGUAAUAUAUUACAUAUUACGAUAACAGUAUCUUGCAAAAUUAUUUAUCCCCCUUUAUUUUAUUCACAUUUUGUUAUGCUGCUGCCUUAUCUUAAAGUACAUAAUGUAUAUUCCAUGCACAAUAAUGAACCACAACAAAAAAAUGAUAUUUGACAGCUUUGCAAAUUUGUUAAAACUAAAAUAAGUACAUUGCAUAAGUAUUCAUACUCUUAACUCAGUAGUUGGUUAAAAUACCUUUACAAAUUCAAAUCUUAAUGGGUGUGAUGUGACAAGCUUUACACAUCUGCAAUUGGCAAUUUUCUGCCAUUCUUCUCCUCAGAUCCUCUUAAAUUCUGUCAGGUUUGAUGGAAAUCAUCAGUAGACAGACAUUUUCAGGUUUCUACAGAGAUGUUCAGUCGGGUUCAAGCCCAAGCACUAGCUGGGCCACUCAAGGAUUUAGACGGAGUUGUCGAUAAGUCACUCUUGCAUUGUUUUAGCUGUGUGCUUAGGGUCUUUGUCAUGUUGGUGCAUUCACCAACAUGACAAAGAACCUUCUGCCCUGUCCGAGGUGCUGAAUGUUCUGAGCUAGGUUUUCAGGAUCAUUAUCUCUGUAUUUUGUGCUGUUGAGCUUUUCCUCUACUCUGACAAAUGCCCCAGUCCCUGUAGCUGAAAAACACCCAGACGUCAUGAUGCUCUUUCCACCACACUUUGUAUGGUAUUGUACAGGUGUUGAGCAGUGCCUGGUUUCCUUCAGACAUGAUGCAUGAAACUCAGAUUUAUCAGACCAGACAAUCUUGUUUCUGACAGUUUGAAAGAUUUUUUGAAAGGUACGUUUUUGCAAAUUCUCCACCGAGCAAAGGCUUGAGUCUGGCAACUCGGCCAUAAAGCCCAGAUUGGUGGAGUGUGGCAGUGAUGUUUGUCCUUCUGUUUCUCCCGAUCAUGGUGCUCAACCCGAGUGAUCAUCAGCUUCUUGGUCAUUGCACUAAUCAAGACCCCUCUCCAACGAUGGCUCAGUUUGGACAGGAGGUCAGCUAAAGUAAGAGAUCCUGUUGUUACAAACCUCUUUCAUCAAGGACUUAUGGAGGCUACGUGCUUCUGUGUUCCUUCAGUACAGAAUAUGUUUUUUCAGAAGUCUUCCACAGAUCUGUGUCUUGAUACAAUCCUGUCCUAGAGCUCUACUGGCAGUUCUUUUGACAUCAUGUCUUGGUUUUUACUUCGAUAUGCAUUUUCAGCUGUUGUACCUUUUAAUGAGAGGUGUGUGCCACUCCAAAUCAUACUUAUUCAAUUGAAACUCCAAUCAAAAUGUACAAACAUCAAGAAGAGUGUCCAAGAAGAGGCUAUGAAUACUUAUGCAAUGUACUUAUUUAUAUUAGUAUGCACAUUUAUUAAAAAUAAAAAAGACGAAAAGUUAUCACACAUGUUUUUUGUUUUGUGAUUGUGUAGAUUCAUGUAAAAAAUAAUGAUAAAGUAGUUUAAAAUAACAAAAUGUGAAUAAAAUGAAGGGGGAUUAAUACUUUUGCAAGGCACUGUAUAUUUAAUCUUUCUAUUUUUAAAUGCCAUAUUCACUUUAUUUUACUUCAGUGCGCAUUUAUAUGAAGUGGGGACCCUUUCAAGAUGUGCCAUAGUUAUAUUUGAGUGCCAUCGUGUGGCAGACUUGUGUUGCUACAAUUAAUUGCAAUUUUUCUUAUACUUUAAGGAGAUUUUUUUAAUUUUAGGUCUAAGUAUGUAAUUAAUCUUGUUAACACUUUUAUAUGUCCUCCAGGAUUUGAACAAUUUAAAGCUUAAUGGAAAGAAUAGCUCAUGAAUUUUUAGAGUUUAGGACUGUUACGUUGAAAUUGCCUUGGACAUGGAUUAAUAUGAAGAGGGUACAAUUUUUUUUUUAAAUACACGCUUAACUCAAAUGAACCCUAUUUAUAUAUUUGUUAUUAUGCUGUUCUAAUAAAAUAUCAUGGACGUUACAAUAAGUACUGUUAAAUAGCACAAAAGGAUACAAUUGAUUUGUGAACACAUUUACAGAAUUGUGGCUAAUAAAUACUCAAGGUAUGGUUCUAGUUCUA
This is a messenger RNA of Triplophysa dalaica, 5728 nucleotides long. It is a transcript of the gene znf16l, whose product is annotated as zinc finger protein 16 like. NCBI's taxonomy places the organism in Eukaryota, Metazoa, Chordata, Actinopteri, Cypriniformes, Nemacheilidae. The transcript is spliced from 3 exons. The record is from RefSeq and is a predicted model, not a curated record. Gene Ontology annotation, biological process: regulation of transcription by RNA polymerase II. Gene Ontology annotation, molecular function: RNA polymerase II cis-regulatory region sequence-specific DNA binding; DNA-binding transcription factor activity. The coding region runs from base 98 to 1696 and encodes 532 amino acids.